AUGGCCUGGAGCCUUGUCCUCCUUGAGCUCCUCACUGCACAGGUGGGGACAGGUCCCAGUGCCCGAGGGCGGCCCCCCAGCCUGAGUCAGGUCGCCUGGCUCAGCUCCUCAACCACAGGCACCCAAUCCCUUCUCUUCCUUCUGAUGUGUGUGUUUGCAGGCUCCCUGUCCCAGCCCGUGCUGACCCAGCCGCCCUCCCUCUCUGCAUCUCCGGGAACAACGGCCAGUCUCACCUGCACCCUGAGCAGGGACAUCAGUGUUGGCGGCUCUAACAUCUACUGGAUCCAGCAGCAGCCAGGGAGCCUUCCCCGGGACCUGCUGUACUACUCCUCAGACUCCGAUAAGCACCAGGGCUCCGGGGUCCCCGGCCGCUUCUCGGGCUCCAAAGACGCCUCGGCCAAUGCAGGACUUCUGCGCAUCUCAGGGCUGCAGGCCGAGGCCGAGGCGGACUCUCUCUGGGCUACAGCUCACGGCAGUGGGAGCAGCCACCGCUCCUCACAGCGUCUCAGAGAAGGAGGAAGUGAGACAAAAAGCCCUGGACCCACAGGCCUUGUCUCUGAGUGUCUUUUAUUGAGAAACUUCUGUGGAGGCUUCUGUAGGGGAGUGUCCUCUGUGGGGAGACCUGUCUUUGCAGAGGAAGGACAGACACACAGAUUAUGGUGUGGCCUGAGCCAGCACAGGUGUCCCAGUAGAACACCUGGGUGA
Molecule: messenger RNA, 705 nt
Organism: Odobenus rosmarus divergens (Pacific walrus)
Lineage: Eukaryota; Metazoa; Chordata; Mammalia; Carnivora; Odobenidae
Product: immunoglobulin iota chain-like
Exons: 1
Coding region: 1-705 (234 amino acids)
Source: RefSeq, a predicted model, not a curated record